UUUAAUGACUAAAUGACGAAUAAAAGAUUAGUGGCUAGUGCGCACAAAAACAACGUAUAGAAAACUGUUGUCAUUAUUAUUUACUGUUUACAAACGCGGAAGAAUUUUUAAUCAAACCUAUAUUGAAUCAGAUCCACAGGAUUCGGUAAUCUGUCGUGAGCACUGGAUUGUUCAGGUCCUUCCAACAACGCGUACGCGAGUGAAACGAUACGAGUGUGUGAACCCUAACGAGAGGCCGAGAAAAACAAAUUGCGCGUUUAGCGUUUUCGACCCCAGGCGAUGAGAAAAUGGCAACUCUGCUAGAAAAUACAAAAGGGAUGACGGAUUCCGAAACUCAUCUGUUGUCUUUCAGUCUCGACAAUUUGGAGAUUGACCCCACCAGGCCUCAUAAGUAUCCUGGAAACAUUGUGGAAAAGGAUAAUGACAUUAAAGAACCAUAUCCAACUGGUUGUGUAAUAUGCCGUUGUAUGAAUACGAAAUCUCUAACCUGUGCAUAUCCUCAAAAACAAAAUACUGAAUUGCCAUCAAAAGAUUGCAUACUAAGGCCUCCUAAAUUAAACAGAGUAGAACGAUGUAAGCAACAAUAUGCAGCAGCAUCUCCUGUACCUGUCAAUCGAAGGUUUAACCGUAAACAACUAAAUCGAAAAUGGUCAACCGAUGAUGAAUUUCUAUCAGAAUUAUCAUUGAACAAUAACAACAAUAGUAACGAGUGUACUAAUGUCAUACCAUGCACGGAUGAUGUAACAAUUGAUGAGUUGGCCAGUUAUUUUGAAGAUCUAGUACACAUUCCUAAAAAAAUGUCUGACAUGGCUGAACUGAUGUACAAUUAAACAUAUACAUAUAUUCUGAAUAAUUUAUUGUUAUUCUGUUUGUUUUUUAGGUAAAACUUUUAACAGACUUAAAAAAAAAUAUAAUAAUAAUUUGUUGUAAUCAAUCAUAUUCAAUUGUUGUACAUAAUAUUAUGGCAAUUGAAAAUACUGAUUUAAAUGUAUAGAUAUGAAUUGUUGUCAAUGUUCGUUUUUAAAGACCAAGUCAUGUAACAGUAUAAUUAUAUAGUCACUUUUUGAAUAAUCAUAUGACGUGUACAAGGAAGUAAAUUGCUAAUAGUACUUCAUUACUAUUCAUUAUGUAACAUACUGAUAGUCAAGUGUGUAUUCUCAACAAAUUUUUUACUAAAAUAGUUUGGUUGUAAGAAUAAAAAUUAAAUAUACAUCUUUAAUUAGUAUAUUCAAUCAUUAAUUUAGAAUUAAAUUGUUCAAGUGCAUAUAGUUAACUAAUUAAAAUUCUACAAAUUUCAUAUUAUAUUCACCUGAAUUUUCCAUUAAUUAUUUAACAAUUAAAUUGUAAAACAUACUGCACAUUUAAUAUACUUAUUAUAAUAUAAUAUAAAUAAUGUUGAAUAAAUGAAGUCAACAUUUUCAGAAUAACAAAAUAGUUAAUGAAAAUUAUUUAUCAUUAGCCAUCUACACACAUUUAAAUUGUAUUAGUUUUUUUUAAAUUUGAUUAAAUAUAGUCAAAAUUUAUAUUAAUUUUAAUAGAGUUUUGUAAAAUGUAUUUUACAGAAAUCAUUAAAUAUUAGUAAUUUCCUAAAUUAUAAACAGUAUUGGAUUUGAAAUGUUUGUAAAAUACCAUGACACUGGUAGAAAAAUUUUAUUAAUAUUAAAAUGUAAUAAUUGAUCAAAUUGUGCAUGUAAUAAUUUUUAUUACUAUUAACAAAAUAAUGCUAUCUUAUAAUUAAAAUUUAUUAUUUUUCUCGUAGAACAUAAUUUAUUUUUUGUUCAUUAUACAUAAACCAUAUUUUGUAAUCGUACUUUUAAUAAGCUUUAAACUUUCUAGAAUUUAUGAAUAUAAUAUAUUGUUUUACUGUUGUUUAAUUACAUACAUGUAUUAUUUUAAUUAUAUAACAUUGUUUUUAUUUGAAUUCAAACAACCAAACCAAAUUAAUUUUAGUAAUAUUACCUAAAAGUUGUUCUGUUUCAAAAUUUAUAUACGUACUUAUUAAUUAUUAUUAUAUGUUUUAUUUAUCUACUAAAAUAUUUUAUUGAGUAUUUUUAUUCUGGAAAGGGUAAUUACUUAUUUGUCAAAUUAAUGUGUGUAAGCAAUCUCUUGUUAUCUUGAAUAUAUGUGAUUUUACAGAUGAUUACUAUUUAAAUCAAUUAAAACCGAAUGGUCUGGAAAACAUAAAUUUAAAAUCAAUAUGAAUUAUUCGUUUUAAUUUGUUAUAAUAAUUAAACUUUAUUGACCAAUAAUAUAAGUCAUCUUUAGUUAUUUAAAAUAUUUUGUGAAAUGUGUAUGAUAAGUAAUUCAGUCACAGCGUAACGCCAAG
Molecule: messenger RNA, 2326 nt
Organism: Metopolophium dirhodum (rose-grain aphid)
Lineage: Eukaryota; Metazoa; Arthropoda; Insecta; Hemiptera; Aphididae
Exons: 3
Coding region: 288-830 (180 amino acids)
Biological process (GO): cellular response to hydrogen peroxide
Source: RefSeq, a predicted model, not a curated record